AUGAACAAAUUGCUUAAAAAGAUUUAUGCUGUGGGUCUCAUAACUGGGCUUUAUUUUUGUCUUUCAUUUCAUUUUGGCAGCGACUUACAGCUCAAGUCCUAUUUUCAAUACCGUCCCCCCAAAGUAGAUUUCCUUAGAGAAUUAAAAUUACACCCUGACUAUAAGAGCACAGGAUUAAAUUUCCAACCAAAACAUCCUGGAAUUAUCCCCUACAAUACAACAGUUCUUCAAAAACUAAAGACUUUGUACCCUUAUGACUCCGCCCAACCUAUCCCCAAACAAAUCUUUAAAAUGUGGAAAGUUGGACUUGAUGACCCAGAGUUUCCUCAACACUUUAGAGAAUAUCAUCAAACUUGGCUCGACAACAGUCCCGACUAUACACAUCGUGUAAUGUCAAAUGACGAACGAGAUGCUUUGGUACUUAAAUUGUAUGCUGACAUUCCUGAAAUAACCCAUGCCUACAAAAUCAUGCCUAAGACUAUGAACAGGUGCGAUUUUUCAAGCUAUUUGCUAUUGUAUGCAUUGGGAGGGAUUUAUGCUGAUAUUGAUACAAAGUUAUUGAAACCUAUCAGCAGUUGGAUCCCUAGUCAGUCACUGUACUUGGGUAAACUGCUUGAUCUAGGUCUCAUUGUUGGAAUCGAAUCUGACUACCAUAAGGGCAAUUGGGCGAGAUUUUUUGCACGCAGGUUACAAAUUGAAGCUUGGACAUUUUUGGCUAAAAAGGGACACCCAAUGCUUGCAGAAAUUAUCGACAAUAUCACUGAAUAUACUUAUUGGAGAGAAGAGACUGGAAAAUUGGCCGAGGUACUAGGGAAAGAUGAAGCUGCCGAUGUUUUGAACUGGGCAGGACCAGGGAGAUUGACUGAUCUCGUGUUCAAGUAUUUGAAUAAUAUUCUCCAGACAGAUUUUGACAGUUAUGAAAAAUUAAUCGAUGACGAGUUUCUUAUAGGCAUAAAACUUCCAGUUGUUAUAUUUGAUGCUAUGGUUUUGCCAUUAACAUGUAUGCAACCUGGAGAGCAUCUGAGAAUUCUCCAGUCGGGGAAUCUUGAUGAUCCUUUAGCAUAUAUACAUCAUAUAUCAGCAGGGCUGUGGAGAAAACACAAUAAAGGAAAAAGUAUAUAUGUUGAGUAA
Molecule: messenger RNA, 1131 nt
Organism: Spathaspora passalidarum NRRL Y-27907
Lineage: Eukaryota; Fungi; Ascomycota; Pichiomycetes; Serinales; Debaryomycetaceae
Product: glycosyltransferase family 32 protein
Exons: 2
Coding region: 1-1131 (376 amino acids)
Biological process (GO): protein N-linked glycosylation
Cellular component (GO): mannan polymerase complex
Molecular function (GO): alpha-1,6-mannosyltransferase activity
Source: RefSeq, a predicted model, not a curated record